AGGUAGAGUAAUGGGUCAAAGUCGGAACACCGUCUCGCGGCUGCAGUUGUUGCACCGGGCGCCAUGUUCGUUCGGCUAGUUUGCUAGCUUGCUAGCUUGCUGAUGUUAGCUAAUGAAUAUGUGGCUUUCUAUGUUAUAAUUAUGUAAAUCUUUUUGCGAUCCGUCGAAUAAUGGCUCUAGUUAAGACCAUUCUGCAGUGCUGAUUUUGCACCUAACCGAGAAUUCCAAUGUCCCUUAAAUAUGCUUUCACCGGUGCACAAACCAGCAGUUGGAUGGAUUUGUUGACAAAAGUUUCAUAAUGUCGGAGCUUUUUAUGGAGUGUGAGGAGGAGGAGUUGGAGCCAUGGCAAAGGAGGAUCCCAGAAAUUAAUUUGGUGGAUGAUGACGAUGACGACGAUGAUGAACCCAUUUUUGUUGGAGAGAUCCGUUCCAAAGUCACUCCAAAUACCAGGCGAAAUCCUGCUCCCGUCGCCAAAGCUGCCAGCCAGCGUCAGAUGGUGCCGGUGGCCACCCGCACCGUCAUGCCUGUGUCCCCGGUUAUGAGGGCGGGGGCGACCACCAUGACGACGUCCCCCCAGAGGCCCCCCCCGACUGCGGCCAGCGCCCCGCCCGUCUCCCCCUGCGGCUCCUCCGGGCCCAUAGUGCCUCAGCUCACCGUCCGGGCCACGGCGCAGUCCGUCCCCAAGUCCUUACUCAUCCCCGUGGCCUCUCAGGCGGGACCCCUUCCCACCGUCGCCCAGACCGUCUCCCACGUGCCCGUGACCCACACCUUAUCCGCACAGUCUCCCCAGCCCAUAAUCAUCAACAACCAGGGCUAUAUAGUGACAUCUCCCCAGAUAGCCAACAACUCUGCGUUCAUCGCCUCACUUGGGAAUCAAUAUCCGCCUGGAACGUCUUUCACCGUCCUUCCCGCUGGACAGCAGUUGCUGCCUCAGGUUGCUCCAGCGAAGGCUCUACCAGGGGUGGUCCACAGGCCCCAGGUGCAGCUGAUCCAGAACAACAUCGUCACCCUGGCCAACGUGCAGAGCCCUGCGCAGUCAAAGCAGCCAGCUGCGCAGUUCAGCCCUACCAAACUGCAGCUGCCCAUACACGUUGUUCCGUCUGCAAUGCAAAGCAAGCUUGUCACCCCGCCAACACCACUGAACUCCGGCGUCCCGUGCAAGCAGCCAUCACCUUUACUGCAGGUCAUGAGCAAUACAGGAAUCGGGAUGAGUGCAGUUAAACGGGACUCUCCACCUGAUAUGACAAGCAAUGCCACUAAAAGGACUAAGCUGGAUUUGGGAGUUGCCAAUGUUUCUGACUGCGCACAAAAUGGGACCCCAUUUAGAAAAAAGUGUCCAAGGUGCAAUAUUCAGUUUAACCUCCCAGAUCCCAUGAGAAAUCAUAUGAGGUACUGCUGUUCUCAUUUGAUAGACAGUGUGUUCCCGACAACGUCCAAGCUGGGUAAACCUGCCCCUCCGGCCAGGCUGAUGGAUACAGAGAGAGGCAAACUCAUUAUGCUGGUCACAGAGUUCUACUACGGGAGGCACGAGGGGGACAAGGCGGUCCAGAAGGAUCAAAAGGCCAAUAUCACAUUUAAGUGCAACAGCUGCCUGAAGGUCCUGAAAAACAACAUCAGGUUCAUGAACCACAUGAAGCACCACUUGGAGCUGGAGAAACAGAGCAAUGAGAGCUGGGACAGUCACACCACCUGUCAGCACUGCUUCCGCCAGUACUCCACCCCCUUCCAGCUGCAGUGCCACAUCGAGAGCGCCCACAGCCCUUACGAGUCUACCACCAAUUGUAAAAUAUGUGAGUUAGCCUUUGAGACCGAGCAAGUGCUCUUGGAACAUAUGAAAGACAAUCACAAGCCUGGUGAGAUGCCCUACGUUUGCCAGGUAUGCAACUACAGGUCAUCGUUCUUCUCAGAAGUGGAGAGUCACUUCCGCUCCGUUCACGAAAACACUAAAGAUCUCCUCUGUCCCUUUUGCCUUAAAGUCCUCCGUAGCGGCCACAUCUACAUGCAGCAUUAUAUGAAGCAUCAGAAAAAAGGAAUUCAUCGAUGUGGCAAAUGCCGGCUGAAUUUCCUAACUUAUAAAGAGAAAACGGAGCAUAAGACUCAUUUCCAUAGAACGUUUAAGAAACCCAAAACCUUAGAGGGGCUCCCUCCAGGAACAAAGGUUACCAUUCGAGCUUCGCUGUUGGGUGGGUCCCCCACUUCUGCCGGCACCCCAAGCAGAUCCAUCGUCAGCAUCAUUCCCAGCAGCCCCACCUCCAAACAGCCCAGCAAAUCUCACUCUGGCACGGCCAAAUCAAAGUCGUCCUCGCAGAACAGCAGUCCGGGGAAAGCCAGGCCCUUCCAAUCAAAGAAACAAGAACGCCUCAACUCCAAACUGCAGGAGAAGAACAAUGAGGCACUGAAGAAUGUCAGAAAUCACUUGGGACAGCAGAUAUGUGUUGAAUGCUACACAAAAGUCACAGACUUCUAUUCUCACUAUCCGAUGGUUCUGAAUUGCGGGGCGUGCAAGUAUCGCACUUGCUGCAAGAAGUCUUUUGAAAAUCAUAUGAUCAGGUUUCAUAGUGCUGUUUCCAGAGACAGAUUAAGAAAAAUGAGGAAGCCUCGGGGUAGUCUACGGAGUAUAACGCUCGUUUGUCUGAACUGCGACUUCCUGGCGGAUGCAUCGGGCACCAACCUCAUGAGCAAACAUUUGAUCGACAGACCACACCACAAUUGUCAGGUCAUCAUCGAAAAAGGAAUUUCUAAUGAGGAAAAACCCAAAACUGGGCCAAGGUUUGAGACCUCUGCAGGAGACGCUAGUGAUUUUACGAGAGUUGAAACCGACAUUCUGAGUGGAGAUUCAGACCCUUCGGAUGCAAAUGGAAAGGACAAAGAAGACCUUCCGCUUGAUUCUCGUACGAAGUCGUACGAUGAAAGUCGGGCAGAACCUUCAGAGGUCAAGGACUCCAAAGCUGCUUCUAAGCCGGAGAGUGAAAGAGCUGAAGUGCCUGAGGAAAGCCAAGCUCACGCGAACGAUGGUGGGAUCCCCGAGAAUGAGGAGAAGCAAAGACACAAGACUUCUGCAAAGCUACCAGAUCCUGUCGAGAGGGACACUUCACCUGGGGAGCCCAGCGGUACAAGCUCGUCUGAGAAAGAAAAGGAGGAGCCACCGUCGCCUGAGGCCAAGCCCCUCUCUAGACCCACUGACCACGAGAUGGGGCAGGACAAGGAGGAGGAGGAGGGCAGCUCGCCAAAGGAUGACGUACCCUUCCAGGAUUUCCUGAGGAAAUCCCAUAAUGGGGAGUCGGUGAGCUCUGACGUCAGUGAGCAGGGCAGCGUCCGCCUGGAGCCCCUCACUCCCUCGAAGGUCCUGGAGCCCCUCACUCCCUCGAAGGUCCUGGAGCACGAAGCCACCGAGAUCCUGCAGAAGGAGCCCGAAAGCAACGCGGGAGCUCCCUCCGACAGCACAGACGACACCGAUAACAGCCGCCCCUCCACCCCCAACCAAUCUAAAGACACCACCUAACCUAAAGUGAACACAAAGCUUUUACUUUGACACGAUUCUUUGUUGCAUUCUCAAGCCUGUGCUGUGGGGCAGAGGAGGGGUGGAAAUUUUUGUAACAAAACUGUAGUAUCAAUUUACGUGUCUUGGAACAAUUGUCUGAAAGUAAGCCAAAACGUUUGGCUGAAUGGGUGCAGAAAUCAAAAACGAGUUAAUGAUACUUGAGAUAACUUUGUAUGUACAGUUUUACUACACAUGUAUAAGGUAGCACACCUACUUCAAGCUAACAGGUGAACCUUGGACCAUUCAUCUUAGUGUUUUGUGCAUGUGUUCUGACUGUGUACAAGGAACCAUCACUUCUGUUCUUGUUUCACGUAUGUAAGUGCUCCAUUGAUAAGUUAUCAUGAUCCCCUCAUUAGUAUAUCAAAAUACUUUUUUGCCAGCAUGUUAUACCAGAAGGGCAGCUACUUUAGGAAUAGUGUAUAUUGCAAUAAGUGUAAUUUAGGCAUGUAGCGAAAGGAUACAUUUAAGUGCUCCAUGUGAGGUCAAUGUCUUGACCUUAAUAUUUUUGCUACCCUUUUAUUUUGCUGGUAGACUUAGGUUUUUUGGUACCUCGCAUUAACGGUUUGUGGUUGCUUUAUACUUCUCACAGUGUUGGUCUCCCUGUACAUUUGUGUUGUGUUGCUUUCCCCUGCUUUCAGUGGUAAGAAACGGAGACUUGGGAACGGACAUUUAAAGACCUGCAGUCAGCUGUGGCUGCUUUUAUGGACUGUAAAUAAACAUUUUGGCGAUCUCA
Messenger RNA from Conger conger (European conger), 4274 nucleotides. RefSeq names its product zinc finger protein 280D (gene znf280d). Gene Ontology annotation, biological process: regulation of DNA-templated transcription. Gene Ontology annotation, molecular function: DNA-binding transcription factor activity, RNA polymerase II-specific; RNA polymerase II cis-regulatory region sequence-specific DNA binding. The record is from RefSeq and is a predicted model, not a curated record. NCBI's taxonomy places the organism in Eukaryota, Metazoa, Chordata, Actinopteri, Anguilliformes, Congridae. The transcript has 20 exons. Bases 299 to 3502 code for a protein of 1067 amino acids.